This is a messenger RNA of Brassica napus (rape), 1689 nucleotides long. RefSeq lists its product as uncharacterized. Gene Ontology annotation, molecular function: nucleic acid binding. The coding region runs from base 1 to 1689 and encodes 562 amino acids. The record is from RefSeq and is a predicted model, not a curated record. Gene Ontology annotation, biological process: DNA integration. The transcript is spliced from 2 exons. NCBI's taxonomy places the organism in Eukaryota, Viridiplantae, Streptophyta, Magnoliopsida, Brassicales, Brassicaceae.
AUGAAUAAGGCAUAUCCGAAGGAUAACUUCCCACUGCCACACAUCGAUCGAUUAGUCAAAGCAACGGAAGGGAACAAACUCUUAUCCUUUAUGGACGCAUUCUCCAGGUAUAAUCAAAUCAUGAUGAACCCUGACGAUCAAGAGAAAACCGCAUUCAUUACUGACCGCGGCACUUACUGCUACAGAGUGAUGCCGUUCAGUCUUAAGAAUUCUGGCGCAACUUAUCAACGACUCGUCAACCGUAUGUUCUCUGAACAACUCGGAAACACAAUGGAGGUGUACAUUGAUGACAUGCUCGUGAAAUCCCUCGAAGAGCAGGAUCAUAUCACUCACCUCCAAGAGUGCGUUGAAAGGCUAAACAUGCACAAUAUGAAACUUAACCCCACAAAGUGUCGGUUCGUACUAGCAUCGGGAGAAUUCCUGGGGUACCUCGUCAACUUCCGCGCAAUCGAGGCCAGCCCUAAACAGAUCACCGCUAAUGGCAUCCCUGAGAAUGAAGCGAGAGAUAAGUGUUUUCCUUUCUACGACACCCUGAAGGGGAAUAAGAAAUUCGAGUGGACCGAACAGUGUGAAAAAGCGUUCCAACAGCUGAAACACUACUUGGCCACUCCCCCAGUGCUCACAAAACCCGUAGAAGGAGAACUACUAUUCAUGUACAUCGCCGACGGGAAACUCCCAGCAGAAAAAUGGGCAGCCCGAAAGAUUAAGACCCAAUCCGCGCGAUACGUCUUGGUCGACGAAGAACUCUACAAGUGGAGAUUUUUCGGGCCACUCAUGACCUGCGUAGAAGGAGAGAAAGCACGAAGGAUAAUGGAAGAAGUCCACUUUGGAUCACGCGGAAACCAUUCUGGCGGAAGAUCCCUCGCAGUCAAAAUCAAACGCCGCAGACAUUAUUGGCCAACGAUGAUCAAAGAUUGCGAGAACUUUGCGCGAAAAUGCGAAAAAUGCCAGAGGCAUGCUCCUACUAUCCAUCAGCCGACAGAGGUUCUCUCGUCGAUAUUGGCAUUAUAUUCGUUCAUGCGAUGGUCGAUGGACAUAGUCGGACCCAUGCACAGGUCAAAGCAAAAACGAUUCUUGUUAGUUUUGACAGAUUUCUUCUCAAAAUGGGUCGAAGCUGACUCCUAUGCAAGCAUCGAAGACGCCCAAGUCGAAAGCUUCGUGUGGAGAAACAUCGUCUGCAGACAUGGUGUCCCAUACGAAAUCGUAACGGACAAUGGAUCCCAAUUUAUUUCAACCAAAUUCGAGGCUUUCUGCGAAAAGUGGAAGAUACGACUGACCAAAUCGACUCCUAGGUACACACAAUGCAACGGUCAAGCCGAAACAAUUAACAAGACCAUCCUCGAUGGGCUUAAGAAACGAUUAGACGCUAAAAAGGGCAGAUGGGACGAAGAUCUCGAAGGAGUCUUAUGCUCACAUCGCACAACUCCGAGACGCGCAACGGGAGAAACUCCGUUCGCUCUCGUUUCCGGAAGCGAAUGUAUAAUCCCAGCGGAAGUCGAAUUUCCGGGAGUACGCAUAAGAUCACUCCCAGGGCGAGAAGAUUCAAAUAAUCUAAUGUUGCUGGAUGAACUCGAUCUAAUCAACGAACGACGGGACCAAGCCCUUAUACGAAUUCAAAACUAUCAACAGGCAGCUGCAAAGUACUACAACACUAACGUACACAGCCACAAUUCAAAGAAGGCGACUUAG